AUGAGUCAACGCUUUCGAGCACUUGUUAAUCAUGACGGUUUAUUUGAUAUGCGCGAAAUGGCCUAUGUUACAGAAGAAUUAUGGUUCACUGAACAUGAUGCCGGUGGUUUUCCUCAAUAUGUAAAUCCUGAAGCAUACGAGAAAUUCAAUCCAGUCAAUCACGUAGCCAAUUGGACACAACCAAUGCUUGUUAUUCAAGGUGGACGCGACUAUCGCGUACCUGAUACGCAAAGUAUCGGCACAUUUACUGCUUUACAACGUCAAGGAAUACCCAGUCGUAUGCUAUAUUUUCCAAAAGAAAACCAUUGGACAUUGAAUGCAUUCAAUUUGGUAGUUUGGUAUCAAGAAAUUUUUGAUUGGAUGAAACAAUGGACAGACUGA
This is a messenger RNA of Adineta ricciae, 381 nucleotides long. Lineage: Eukaryota; Metazoa; Rotifera; Eurotatoria; Adinetida; Adinetidae. The record is from the annotation of a GenBank genome assembly.